AAGUCGAAUGUAGAAAGUCCAUGGCCCGCACCGCACACAAGCCUCUUCGUAUCUUCGAGAGAGAAAAAAAAUCAUCCUUCGAGAGAUUUCGCGGGGGCGCAGGUUCGUGAGGAGCUAGGGUUUGGGAGGGAGCAGCGGAGAAGAUGAUCGAGGUGGUGCUGAACGACAGGCUGGGGAAGAAGGUGCGGGUGAAGUGCAACGAGGACGACACCAUCGGCGACCUGAAGAAGCUCGUCGCGGCGCAGACGGGGACCAGGCCCGAGAAGAUCCGCAUCCAGAAGUGGUACACCAUCUACAAGGACCACAUCACCCUCGGCGACUACGAGAUCCACGACGGCAUGGGCCUCGAGCUCUACUACAACUAGAGUCUAGAAGUCCCGUUGUCUUAAGAAACUAUCUGGAAUCCAACGAACCAUACAAGACUGCUGGAUGUACCAAUGACUGCCGACCUGAAAUCCUGAAUGCAGCCAUAUUAUCAACCGGCAAAUGUGAUGUGAUGUGACGCUACUUGUACACUACAUAUAACAUAAUGUUUGUGACCUUUGUGUGAUAACCGCUGUAUUUUUUAGUUAUGGCAAGUUCGUUCUGCUUACGAUUUGUACUGCA
Triticum dicoccoides is the source of this 606-nucleotide messenger RNA. Its product is annotated as ubiquitin-like protein 5. Gene Ontology annotation, biological process: protein modification process. The record is from RefSeq and is a predicted model, not a curated record. The transcript has 2 exons. Gene Ontology annotation, molecular function: protein binding. Bases 144 to 365 code for a protein of 73 amino acids. Lineage: Eukaryota; Viridiplantae; Streptophyta; Magnoliopsida; Poales; Poaceae.